This is a messenger RNA of Didymodactylos carnosus, 1578 nucleotides long. NCBI's taxonomy places the organism in Eukaryota, Metazoa, Rotifera, Eurotatoria, Philodinida, Philodinidae. The record is from the annotation of a GenBank genome assembly.
GAUUUUAUUGCAGAUCUGCAUCAGAUCUUUGGCCAAAUCUUGGCACAUCUGCAUUGCAGAAAAACUGCAGAUUGCAGAAUCUUUACAGAUUCUGCAAAGAUUUUUGCAGACCGAGUUUUUUUGGGUACUUGUCAUCUGUACGACACAUGGACCAAAUGAAACAAAGAAGAAAAAAGGUGAAUCACCUGAGAAUACAUUUCAGUUUCUAUACUGACCCUUUAAUUUAAUUUACUAAUUUUUAAAUAUAUCAAUAACUCGAAUUAUCUUAAUAACUGACCAUGUAAGUAAUUUACUGAUAAUUCAUUUAUUCUACUGACCAUUCAACUAUUUUACUGAUUUUAUAUUUAUUUUACGUACUGAUCAUUUCACUUAUUCUACUGAUCGUUUAAAUGAUAGCCAUUUCCUUAUCUACAGUAGAUCGAAAGCAUCCACAUCUUGAAAUUUGUGUGCGUCAAGGUAGCCGACAGACAUUCUUUGUGACCUGAAUGAAGCUUAGUUAUCAAGCAAGUAGUAUUUCUCCUACUUCUAAGCUCGAAAUAUUGGUUUUUGGCAAAAUUAUAAGAGAUUUAUUAGACAGCGCUAAAUCGCAGUUUGCAAAAAUAAUGCUUUUGCAAAACGUCUGAAAAAGAAACAGAUUUCUCAUCCACUGGAGUUUAUGAUAAAAUGUUUUAGUUACACUUAAAUGGUCGAGCUUUUCGAGGACUACGAGAUGAUGAUUUUCUUCACAUCAAUAUCAACUGAAGUUAACUCAAAAAAAUUGUAUUUUAUUCGUUCGAAAGUUGACAAUGUUGAUACUUCGCAGUGUAAUUAUUUACAUUUUAUAAGAACUCGAUGAAUACAUUUCUCAAGAAUUUUUAAAUGCAGAUAACUCUAGACGAUAAGAAUUGAAGGCGCUGAAAGUGCAAUUUACUCCAUAGAACUCGUUAUUAACUAGGUUAUGUAUCGCAGUAUACGUGUGCUGAAUUACAACAAAUGCGUUUUAUUCGUAAAUCAAAGAAAAAGUCAACAGCAAAACUGGAUAUUUAUGAAACAGAAUAUGUACCAACACUAGAAGAAGUAAUCAAAUUCUUAGAGCCAACACAUUUAAAAAUAAUGAUUGAAAUAAAAGAAUCAGGAAAUAUCAAAAAAAUGUCAUUAAUUAUUAAUGAAUUGUAUGAAAAAUAUCCCUAUUUAUAUGAGAGAAGUUUUUGUGCAUCAUUUGAUCCUCGAAAUCUAUACGCAAUUCGUUUACUUAAUUUAAGAAUAAUAACCGGCUUUAUCUUUGUUAAAUAUUUCACGGCUGAUUUGAUAAACGAUGCUGCAAAAACAUCAAAACCAAUAUCAAUGAUUUUUCAAAAUAAUUUAAUUUUAAGAUAUAUAUUAGAUGAAUUAUUUUGGUGGUUAGGUACACCGAGAGGAUUAAAACUGAUGGGAUGUAAUAUUGCUUGUCUGGAAAACACAGAGAUAAAUGAUCGUUUAAUUGAUGUGUAUAAACAAAACAAGUUAGUUCUAGCAGUUUGGACUGUAAAUACGCUUGAACAAAAAAUGUGGCUCAAAUCAAGAAAAGUAUCAAUUAUUACCGAUAUUCACUUUGAUUAA